Aspergillus oryzae RIB40 is the source of this 1062-nucleotide messenger RNA. RefSeq lists its product as uncharacterized. The record is from RefSeq and is a predicted model, not a curated record. The coding region runs from base 1 to 1062 and encodes 353 amino acids. The transcript is spliced from 3 exons. NCBI's taxonomy places the organism in Eukaryota, Fungi, Ascomycota, Eurotiomycetes, Eurotiales, Aspergillaceae.
AUGACAUGGAGCGUACAAAACUUGGUCAGGUCUUUAAUCCGACAGCUCAGCCGGAAGCCGCUGGCACAAUCAAUCAGCAAGAUGUGGGAAAGCAAUAGCGGGCGGGGAAGGCAGCCGGGUUGGAAGGAAUUACGGGAUACCCUUGACGAUGUGCUUUCAACCACUCCUGGCGAGACCUUCCUAGUGCUAGAUGCAUUGGAUGAGUGUCCCGAGCGAUCGGGGAGAAAUGAGAAAGAUCUUAGCGAACGUCAUAAGAAUAAGCUUCAUAUUCUUGCAACGAGCAGGACAGAGCAAGAUAUUCGUGAAACACUGGAGAGAUUUCCCACCGUUGACUUGGAAGCCAAGCUGGCAGAGGAUGUUGAAACAUUUGUCCGCACUGAAAUUAGUAACGGUCGUUUACUAAAAUUCCGGCAUAUGCAAAAUCGUAUCCUUGAUCAUUUACUGGGCACCAGAGAACGGCGGUUCCGUUGGGCUGAUCUACAAAUUACACGGCUGGCAGAUAGCACUACAGACAAACAGAUAAAAGAUGCCCUACAAACCAUUCCUGCAACACUUGUGGAGACGUACCGGGAAGUACUUGACAGGAUCGAGGAAAAGGAUAUAAACAUAGCACGCGAAAUCCUUCUUCUCCUGUGCCUUGCCCCUGUGCCGCUGGACAUACAAACUAUCGCAGAUGCGGUAUCGUUGCUAUCCCCUGAUCUCAUUGUGAAGAUCUGUACAACCGCUCCUGUGAUCAUCAGCGAAGACGGCGCGAUUAGGCUGGCACAUUUCUCUGUCAAGGAAUACCUCGUGGUUUCAAAGGAUGUCGGAAAUGAUCACCGGUUCCGGUUCACAGAACCUAAAGGCCACCAUGAUCUAGCUAUAAAGACUAUCGACCAUCUCCUUUCGCAGAACGAGGUAUUGACAGAGAAAGUCGCUAUGUCGCAGUCCUUCCUCGUCUAUGCGGCAAAACACUGGGACACCCAUGUUGCUGCGGCAGGGGACGUACUGGACAUACAAGGGAAGGUCGACCGUCUCUUCACUGAGCCUACUGCCUACUUCAAUUGGCUGUGUAUAGCUUAA